AACAUGUUUAGCAAAGCUGGUAAAAUCACUUCAGAAAAAUACAUUGUUUUUUAAAGAAAGGAUGAAAUUAUUAACAAUAGGCCUAGAUAUUUUAAACCUAAAUCUUAAUCAGUUGCAUUUCCAGAUGAAAUUAAUCUCUAACCUGAAAAGAAGAUUCCUGAAAUCAUCAAUAAGAAAUCAUAGUAAAUUACAGAAGCUGAACUUGUCUAACACAAAAAUCAAUUGAAAUUAUCCUAACCAUUCUCUAAAUAACUCUCUCGAUAAGUUGGACAUUAUACUAAAUUAAGUAAUGAUAAUAAACCAUCCUGUGGACAAUAUCAUGUUAAAUACAAUGAAUUAGAUAAGUAUAUUUAUUUAUUAUCAUUAAUUUUAGAGCUAUUCAUUCCAUUCAUGAUUAUGAUAAAUCCCUCAAAUUAACCACUCCAAGACAUGUUCCAGGAAAACUUGGAUAACCAGAAGCCAUAGAGUAUACAACUAUUCAAUUUAUUUAAGCAAACCUAUUGUAGAUCGACCGAGAUUCUCUUAUACUUGUUUUACUGAUCUAACUAGAUAAACACCUAGGUAAUGUAUUAUUUUCUAUUCUCUCUAUAGACCUGAUAUCUUUUUUGGAAGACCAACUCCACAUCCUGAUAGAUUCACUUUCUUAAGUGUUACUGAUUCUUGGAGUAAAAUUCCAAGAACUCCUUCUGUUUAAUUACAUAAAUAAUUGUCUAGAGAUUAGAUGAUAAUCUAUAAAAAGAAAUAAUUUGCACCUGACUAUCAUCCCAAUUUUGAAUUCGGAAAAAAGUACUUAUUUUAGUCUUAACCCUUUUUUUAGAUAAUUAGGUAGUUGUGGAGCUCCUUUUGAUAAACUGGAAAAAAGAAAAGAUUUUAUGACCAAAAUCCCACCAUAUAAUAAUGAAGCUUAUUUUGAAUUCGAUGUCUAUUCAAAAGAUCCUUAAAGUAAAUUAUUUAGAAAUCCAACUGCUCCCAAUUUCGAAAAAAUGUUAGAAAGAGAAUGUGAUGGAAAAUCUCUAUUACCAAGCUUUAUGUAGGUAAAUUAAUCAUUUUUUAAUUAGAAAUUUACCAAUACUCGUCUUGGAAUUACCCAUUUAACUUAAAAAAUGUUAGAAGUCAAUAAUUUUAGAGAUGGAAGAUUCUAAACUGUUACAUCCAGUUUUAUGCCAUCUAAAUUAAAAAAAAAAUAAUAACUUGAUGAAUCCAGCGAAGAAAUCGAACAGAUGGAAGAUUAGUAAUGA
Molecule: messenger RNA, 1238 nt
Organism: Paramecium sonneborni
Lineage: Eukaryota; Ciliophora; Oligohymenophorea; Peniculida; Parameciidae
Source: the annotation of a GenBank genome assembly